UGUGUUGUUUUGCCAUUACAGGUGCUGUUUUGUUUUUAUUUGUUUUCUAGUUUGUUAGGUUUCCUGAGGUAUGCCUUUUGUACAUCUGUAUAUUCUUCUUAUCUCAUUUUAUAACUUACUUACCGAACAAAAAUAUAUAAUUUCAGGUACUUAUGGGAAAAAGAAAAUAUGUUGCUGCUACUAUGGGUGAUGCAUUAUUACAGAUGCAUGAAUAUGAUUCAGAUGGCACUGAAACCUCUCAAUCAUCACAUACGUCUGUGUGUCGACCAAGAGAUGUGACACCAUCAUUGGAGCUACAACCGCAAAGAAGUCAACCAUCACUAGUGCCCACUGUUGUAUUAGAGUCACGUGACUCCGGUCCUUCUUCGCGGAGGCAUGGUCGUGGUCGUGCUAAGGGAAUCAAGGAAUGGGGUACAGGAGCAAAGCUAAAUGUAGAGUUCAAUGCCAUGUUUCAGCCACUUAAUAAACUAGGACGGUCAUUUAAGGGGCAGUUGGGUCAGAUUGUGCGCAAUCCACACUGA
Messenger RNA from Camellia sinensis, 521 nucleotides. The record is from RefSeq and is a predicted model, not a curated record. Lineage: Eukaryota; Viridiplantae; Streptophyta; Magnoliopsida; Ericales; Theaceae.